This is a messenger RNA of Vespa velutina, 1071 nucleotides long. RefSeq names its product 5-demethoxyubiquinone hydroxylase, mitochondrial (gene Coq7). NCBI's taxonomy places the organism in Eukaryota, Metazoa, Arthropoda, Insecta, Hymenoptera, Vespidae. The record is from RefSeq and is a predicted model, not a curated record. The coding region runs from base 292 to 969 and encodes 225 amino acids. Gene Ontology annotation, cellular component: mitochondrial inner membrane; nucleus. The transcript has 3 exons. Gene Ontology annotation, biological process: ubiquinone biosynthetic process; regulation of reactive oxygen species metabolic process; regulation of gene expression. Gene Ontology annotation, molecular function: 3-demethoxyubiquinol 3-hydroxylase activity.
ACUGUCGUCGCUUUUUUUAUUUCUUCAUACAUAACGGUGUUCGUAAAUACGUAUUCGUUGAAGUUCUAUUGACAUUGCAUUGUUCUUCUAAUCGAGAUGUCAUUCAAAGUGUGUGCAUCAAAAGAUGCAUCAUUGUUUAGCUUGUUUUUAUUUAAAUAUUUUGUAUUAUUGUGUGAUAUCUGUUAAAUAUUUAUAACCUAGCAAAGUCUCUUUUUCUUAAUGGUGCAUAUUGUUUGAUUUUGUUUCGUGAUUGAGUAAUUUUUUGGUGAUAUUUUUUGAAAGAAACAUGUAAUGCGCGCAUUAAAAGGUGGAAAAAAACGAGUUGUAUUCCUUUUUACACAGUCACAACUACAAAUAAUAUUAUCAACAUUGAUAAAGAAAAUGUUGCAUCUACGCCAAUAUGGAUUACGAUUAUAUAGCACGUCUGCUGCAACUUCAACCACUAAAGCAGGAAAACUCUUAGAUUCUAUUAUAAGAGUGAAUCAUGCUGGAGAAUUGGCGGCUGAUAGAAUAUAUGCAGGGCAAAUGGCUAUUUUGGGCAAUACUCCAAAAGGUCCGAUGAUUCAGCAUAUGUGGGAUCAAGAGAAAAAACAUCGUGCUAAAUUUGAAGAAUUAAUUCGAAAGUAUCGUGCACGACCCACUGUAUUUGUACCUGUUUGGAAUAUAGCUGGAUUUGUUCUUGGUGCUGGAACAGCAUUAAUGGGAGAGAAAGCAGCUAUGGCGUGUACUGUAGCUGUCGAAACUGUCAUUGUAGAGCAUUAUAAUGAUCAAUUACGUAAUUUAAUGGAAACGGGUGAAGUCAUAGACAAAGAAUUAUUAGAUACGAUUAAAACUUUUCGCGAUGAGGAACAAGAGCAUCACGAUACGGGAUUAGAACAUGGAGCUGAACAAACUCCUUUUUAUGGAAUAAUCACAGAUAUAAUAAAAUUCGGUUGUAAAGCCGCCAUUUCUAUUUCUAAAGUAGUAUAAAUUAUGUUAAUUUCAAUGGUAGUCUAUGUAUAUAUAGAAGUAUUUGUUACUCCUUUAAUGCCACAUGACUUUUAUUAAAUAAACAUUUUUUGUUAAUAGCUA